Messenger RNA from Paramacrobiotus metropolitanus, 1666 nucleotides. RefSeq lists its product as uncharacterized. The record is from RefSeq and is a predicted model, not a curated record. The coding region runs from base 531 to 1583 and encodes 350 amino acids. The transcript has 3 exons. NCBI's taxonomy places the organism in Eukaryota, Metazoa, Tardigrada, Eutardigrada, Parachela, Macrobiotidae.
ACCUAUAGCUGCCGGAAUUACCGAUGGACCUUACAGCGAUAAUGGAGUCGAUCGUGAUUAUUAUAUGGAGCCGGGUGACAAAGAAUUUUCAUUUUUUAUAUUCUAAAUCGGACUAACUUCAACGUCCAACACGGUAACACCUACCCUGGUAACGGAGAGUGUUAUUAUUGAGUAGCAGAAGUAGUUAUGAACAAGAUAACCGGCACCGGAUAACAGAUAACCGGAUAAAAGCAGUCUGUUCCAAUCAAGCUUCCCAUCGCCAAUUAUGAAUAUAAUCCGGCCGCAGGCGGAAUAUCCAUAUAUCGCUCCCCAAACAAGCGCAGACCAAUGCACAAUUGCACAACACCAUCAGACACAGGGCACGCCCAGUGCACAGCCGGGAUGGAACGCAGGAGGUUUCUCCGGAGGAUUUAUGCAUUUAUUUAACCACCCAUGCUUUACAUUUAGCAGUCAGCAGAUAUCUCAAGGCAUGCCAGAAGAAAACACUGGAACAGCUAGUGAGAGGGACGUGGACCCGUACUAUCCGACAAAUGGCAACAGCAAAUAAUUUUGCAUUUAUUCGACCGGGCUACAAUUGGACCUACAUUGUACGGAAGGCCAAUGUUUCACCCUACUACAUCAAGCGGGUUUUGUGUGCAGCUGGAAAAACCGUAAUCUUUCGCGAAUCAGAUCAGAAGCGUUAUGGCGCUCUGCGGCCGGUUGUUCUGGAGUUGUUCAAACAAAACUGGUCUUUACGAGCAAUACAGCAGCAGGCCAAAACUUCCAUGGUAUGGGUGGAAAAAAUAAUCAAGGAUGCCGGUUUCACGCCUCCUCCUAAAACACUUCCUGGCCACCGGCCGCUUUUUAUGAAUUAUGUUGCUGCGGCAACCAGCUCCCCGCAGGAAUGUGCUGACCAGAAUAAUCAUGUCAGCAUCACGACUAUGGAGCAGGAUACUGCAGUGUCCAUAUGGGCCAUAUCGGAAUACCCAAAACAAAAAGAUUUAUCUCUCCAAAGUCAGCAUGAUCCAGUCGCGACAGUGUCUCACUCCGCAAGCGAAUUAUUUGCUAGCAACAGUGUCUUUCCGGAUGACCGGCAGCGCGGAUAUCUGUCCGACACCCCAGAGAAUGCGGAGUCUGGUCAAGAAAACAACGGCAUCGCCGAAAGCACCACCGAAGACCGGAAUGCGCCCAGUAAUCACAUGGAACUGGAUAUUCCUGAAGUCAGUGUUGAAUUAAUCGAGUCGGCUGAACAAUUCUUACCCGGCUGCAAAAUACGACAGGAAGAAUACAAUACUUUACCGGACGCUUACCUGGAAAAUGUCUCCGAAAUGCCGUUGCUACAUCCCCAAAAUAGCACAAGCGGUCGUAGAGGACGAUAUCAGUGCCAGAUUUGCUGUUUAUCAUGGGGCGAAGACGAAGCAUUCCUGUCACAUCUGGCAGACAGAGAGCACGAACAACUUUCUGCAAACGGGAUUUUCUUGCAUUGUACAGGGUGCAGAUUCAGAUCUCGAAAGCCGGAGACGAUGGGCAAACAUAUUAUUAAGUACCAGUCGCAAAGUUUACUAGAAAACUGCAUCAUGCAUUCGGUUAUUGCUAUCCGCUAAAGAAAAAAGCACUAAAGUUUGGUGUAAAACAGUAAAAACGAUCUUCUGGCUUGAGUGCGUUUACAUGCGAAAUUUAAAGGAGA